Messenger RNA from Cicer arietinum (chickpea), 647 nucleotides. RefSeq lists its product as uncharacterized. The record is from RefSeq and is a predicted model, not a curated record. Lineage: Eukaryota; Viridiplantae; Streptophyta; Magnoliopsida; Fabales; Fabaceae. Gene Ontology annotation, molecular function: zinc ion binding; nucleic acid binding.
GGCCCAACCUAAAAGACUUACAUCAUUGCCAAAGGGUAGCAACCCCAAUCCACUUUUUCCAUUCUUCCCCAAGUUGCUACCCUAAUUAGUGGCCGCAGACCAGAGUAAGAAGAACCAGACUAAAAAAACUAACAAUGGGAGGCAAAUGUCCCCAUAGAAAGGUGAAGAAAAGAAGAUUAUCUCACAAAACUGAUCGACGAGCUAAAUUCCUCAUCAAAGGUGAUGAUAUGGUUUAUGAUGAAUUAAAUAAACCUGAGGAAGAGAGAAAAGCUUUACCUUUAGAUGAAGAUUUGCCUGGAAUGGGACAAUAUUAUUGCCUUCACUGCGAUCGAUACUUCUCCGGUGUUGCGGUGAGAGACGACCAUUUUAAGACCAAAAAACAUCGGAGACGUGUGAAACAAAUGAUGGGUGAAGCACCACACACUCAACUUGAUGCCGAGUUAGCUGCAGGGAUGGGAAUGCCUGAUAAUGGACCAAAGCUUAUGUCUAUAUGACUUUUUAUUUUGUGGUGGUUGGGCGAUUUUAGUAGAAACUGGUUGUUAUAUUAUGCAUGUUUGUUAGUUUAUUAUUACGAGAUAAGCAAUAUUUUGUUAUUAUUUCAAUCAAAUCUAUAUAUUUUCUUAAUUCCUUCUUAAUUAGACUCUUUA